AGUGCUGGGUAAGGCUAGUUUUAAAGGAGCCGGAGGUGGGAGCCGUCGAAGACCCGGGAUCCGCGGGAGGCGGCGGCUGGAGCCUGGGAUCCCCCAGGGACUCCCCGGAGCCGCCGCUUCCCCCAUGGACUUGCCCGGGGACUCCAGCCCGCCUGGCCGGCAGGGUCUGUGCCGCCAGCCCCUGGCUCGAGCGUUAUGGGGAGCCAGGAGCCCCAAACGGCCGAAGCUGCAGCCCCUCGGGGCCCCUUCGCCGUUGGAAAAAGCCUCUCGGCGGGUCCUGGCCGUGGUCCUGGAAGAUGUCAUGGCUGCCCACAUGGUCCCCCUGGUGCCCCAAGAGGAGAUCUCCACCCCACGGCACUGCAGCAACCGUCGGGAUUCUGUCCACAGCCAUCCACCUGCCUCACCACCCCGACAGGCCACGUGGUCCCCACAAGCCAGGCCUCCCGACCCACUGCACUUAUGCCGAGAGCCCUUGAGCCGUGUGCAUCGGCCCCAUUCCACACUGAGGCGGCGAUCAAGGACAACACCUGGCCCAGAGGAGGGCCCUUCACAAAAGGUGGACCAGGCCCCCCAGCCCACUCUGGUGGUGAUGCUAGAGGACAUUGCCAGCUCCAGACCCCCAGCGGAGGGCUUUGCCGAUGAGACUCCCAACUUCACCGUCCCAGCGAGAAGAACUGAGCCAAGGAUGAUGGUUCACCAGCCAAAGCCUCCACCCAGGGAUGUGGAACCCUCAUUCCAGCCAUCUGCCCUGUCUGCAAACCCUCUGGAGAGCCCACCACCAGCCCCAGAUCCUGUUCUGGAGCUCCCAUCGACCCCACCGCCAUCCAGCCUUUUACGCCCCCGCCUCAGUCCCUGGGGCUUGGCCCCCCUCUUCCAUUCCGUCCGCUCCAAGCUGGAGAGCUUUGCUGACAUCUUCCUCACACCCAACAAAGCCCCACGGCCCCCGCCCCCAUCAUCCCCCAUGAAGUUGGAGUUGAAGAUUGCCAUCUCAGAGGCCGAGCAGUCUGGGGCUGCUGAGGGCACUGCAUCUGUCAGUCCCCGGCCCCCUAUCCGCCAAUGGCGGGCCCAAGACCAGAAUCCCCCAGGACCUCUCCCUAAGCCCUCUCUGGGCCGAAGCCACUCCUGCCCUGAUCUGGGGCCCCCCGGCCCAGAUACCUGCAGCUGGCCCCCUGCUCCACCCCACCCAAGCCGGCCACGGCCUCGGCGGCACACUGUGGGUGGUGGAGAGAUGGCCCGAGCCCCGCCACCCCCUCGGCCCUGUCUCCGGAAAGAGGUCUUCCCUCUUGGAGGAGUGGGAGGCUCUCCUCCCCUCGUCACAUCUUGCUCGUCUACCACGUCCACUUCUUCCUUCUCUGAACCUGCAGGACCCAGGUUGAGCUCAACCAAGAGGAAGGAGCCAAGGGCCUCAGAAGACCAGGUGCUUUCAGACCCCAAGACCAAGACCAUGGGAAAGGUUUCUCGAUUCAGAAUACGCAGGACACCGGCCCGUUCUCAACCAAACCUUACACCAAUGGGGCUGCCUCGACCAAUCAGGUUGAACAAGAAGGAGUUCAGCUUAGAAGAAAUUUACACCAACAAGAAUUACCAGUCACCCACAACCAGGAGGACCUUUGAGACCAUCUUUGAGGAACCCCGGGAGCGCAACGGGACUCUGAUUUUCACCAGCUCAAGGAAGCUCCGGCGAACUGUAGAGUUUCGGGACAGUAGUCUUCCUCGAUCCCGGCGGCCAUCUCGCGGGGCCCGGGCUGCAGCUGGCAGGACCCUUACUCCCAAUCUGGCCCCCAGCCCAGAUGUAGGACCCCUGCUGCAGCAGCGACUGCAGGAGCUGGAUGCCUUGCUCCUGGAGGAGGAGGAAGGGGAUCGAGAGCGGCCCCAUCGGACUUAGAAGCUCCAUCUGUUUGUCCAUCCGUCCUGGAGGGAGGGGAAGUCUCUGAGACAGUUAUAUUUUUUUCUCUGUGUUUCUAGUAAAGUUUUCGAUAUGUUUCUGA
This is a messenger RNA of Lagenorhynchus albirostris (white-beaked dolphin), 1988 nucleotides long. RefSeq names its product proline rich 14 (gene PRR14). Gene Ontology annotation, cellular component: nucleoplasm. The record is from RefSeq and is a predicted model, not a curated record. Lineage: Eukaryota; Metazoa; Chordata; Mammalia; Artiodactyla; Delphinidae.